CCAGCUGGGGGCGAUGUUAACAGAGGUCCUGGACUCGAAGCUGCCAACCUCGUCACCUUCAUCCUGGCCACCAUUGUUGUCACUGCGCGUGUUCUCUAUCGGCGUCUCAAGAUCAAGUCUACCUCAUGGGAUGACUACACGAUAGUCCUGGCUCUUCUUGCAGCCGCGGUCAACACCGCUUUCAUCGUCAAAUAUGUCGAAUCUGGAGGGGGUAGACAUACUAUCUAUCUUCGAUUGAAAGCGGUUGAUGUCGCAAAAUGGAGUACUAUCGCUCAGCUGCCGUUCAUCGUCUCCACCACACUUACGAAGAUCUCCAUCGCUUUGACGAUCGUGAGAAUUUCGAAUAGUCGAAGACUAAAAUGGGGGAUGGUUCCGCUGGUUACGGUUGUCGUUUGUGCUGGUAUUUCCGGUAUUGUGAUUCUCGCUGCGGGAUGUCGUCCUUUCGAGGCGAAUUGGAAUUACGCUGCUCCACGACUGAAUUGUUGGCCAAGACAAGUGCUGAAGAACCAAAAUUAUACACAGGGUGUCAUUGCUAUCGUCACUGACUUCAUAUUCACCUUGCUUCCUGUGUUCGUCAUUUGGAACCUCCAGAUCACCAUGCGACAAAAGAUUGCUAUUUGUGGAUUGAUUAUUAUCGGAUUAGUG
Molecule: messenger RNA, 645 nt
Organism: Lindgomyces ingoldianus
Lineage: Eukaryota; Fungi; Ascomycota; Dothideomycetes; Pleosporales; Lindgomycetaceae
Exons: 3
Source: RefSeq, a predicted model, not a curated record